AUGGAUAACGCAAGUUUUUCUGCGGGAGGCGAAUGCGGAGAGGAGAUCGAGAGGGCCCUAAUGGACCUAGGUCCUUUGCUCGGCGUGACCAUCAAAGAGGAGACGCCAGAUGAGCUAGCCGACGGCACGGCGUCUCGAGGAAACUCGUUAAGCGUCAGUUCGUAUCCUGAUGGGGCCAUAGCGCGGGGCGCGGCGGGCGCGGAGGGCGAGCGCGCGGACUCGCUGGCGUCGCCCGCGGCGCGCACGUCGUUCCUGGCGCUGCGCUGCGUGUUCUGCCAGCUGCCGCUGGCGCAGGCGGACGGCACGCCCAAGCUCAUGGAGUGCCUGCACUCCGCCUGCGAGCCCUGCGUCAAGGCCAAGGUCGACGAGAAGCUCGCCGGCAGCAGGGACUUCUUGGGCGCAGGCCGCGUCACGAUCCUGUGUUCGGCGUGUCGCCUGCACUGCCAGCCGAGCAACAUGAUCGACCAGCGGUUCGUCAUCGAGAAGACUGCGCUGGAGCAGGCCGGCACUAACGGCUCGACGGGCGGCGAGCAGCAGUGCAACAGUUGCGAAGACACCGAGCCCGCCACCUCCUACUGCGUCGACUGCGCAGAGUUCAUCUGCGACAACUGCGUACACGCGCAUCAGAGACUGAAGAUCACGAAGGACCACACGAUCAAGUCGAAGGAGGAGGCCGUGCAGGAGCUGCAGGCGGCGCAGGGCGGCCGCGCCGCGCACGACAUGUUCUGCCGCGACCACCCGCAGGAGCGGCUGGCGCUGUUCUGCGAGACGUGCGACCGGCUCACGUGCCGCGACUGCCAGCUGCAGCACCACCGCGACCACAAGUACCAGUUCAGCACCGAGAUGGCGGCGCAGGCGCGCAGCAGCAUCGCGGCGCUGCUGUCGGAGGUGAGCUACAAGCGCGUGCUGCUGGGCUCCGCCAUGAAGGUCAUCCGGGACCGCCAGGCGCUCAUCGCCGACAAGAAGAAGGCGCUCGUGCACGAGAUCACGCAGACCGUCGUCAAGCUCACGAACGCGAUCAACACGCGCGGCAAGCAGCUGGUGCUGCGGCUGAACGAGGUGUGCGACGGCAAGCAGCGCACGCUGAGCGAGAAGAAGGACGCGCUGGAGCAGCUGGCCGCCAUCACCGACCACUGCGUGGACUUCGUGAGCGCCGCGCUGGAGCAGGGCAGCGACACGGCCGUGCUGCACAGCAAGCGCGCCGUGAGCGCGCACCUGCAGCGCAUCAAGAGCCGGCGCGCCGACAUCCCCAACCCCGAGAUCCCCGUGCGCAUCUCGCUGACGCUGGACAAGCUGCCCGACCUCGUGCGCGUUCUGUCGAGCAUCGGCGCUAUCGUGGUUGAUGGCAAGGUAGACGGCGGCGCGGGCGGGCCGGCGGCGAGUGGCGUGACCGGAGGUUCUUCUGGUGGCGCGACCGGCGGGCCUACUGGCAGCCCCGGCCCGGCGCCGACUGGCUACCACAAUCAAGUUGCGCCACCGCACUCGGCCGUUGUAGCGCUGCAGCAGGUCGCCAUGCACCAGACCUUGGCAAGAUACAAGUCGUACGUGCAAGCGGUGACGGGCGCGGGCUACAUGGCGCUGCCGCGCGCGCGCGCGCACACGCCGCUGCGCCACGCGCACGUCACGUCCACCACGCACCCGCACCACCUGCACGGUAUGAACGAGAUGAACCUCCGAGGCCUGCUGAACGCGGGCGGGGCGCGCGGCCGCCCGCCCGCCCCGCUCCAGCCGCUGCAGCCGCACGCGCAGCACCCGCCGCACGCCUACCAGAUGCUGGGCGCGUACGGCGCGCCGGGCGCGGCGCCGGUGGGCGGGCGGCGCAGCGGCGGGCCGCGCACGCCGUCGCCCGCGCCGCCGCCGCCCGCCCAGUGGCACAUCCCGCAGCACGCGCUGGCCGCCGAGCCGCCCGCCCCGCGCGCCGACGCCGCCGCGCCGCCCGCCCCCGACUACAAGAUCACGCUGGGCCGCGCGCGCGCCUCGUCCGCCGUCACCUCCACCAACCCCGAGACGCCGAGCCCCAGCCUCAACGGAGUCGGCGCGGGCUGUGCGUCGGAGCUGGAUAAGGUGUGUGCGGAGUCCGUGCAGGACCUCAUGGCUACCAUCGCCAAGUUGGACUCCAACGGUGUACAGGUGGUGGCGGAGCAGAGCGCCGCGUCGCCGGCCGCCGUGCACUCGUCCACGGACGCGCCGGGCCGCGCCGACCCCAACGAGGACUGGUGCGCCGUGUGCAUGGACGGCGGCGAGCUCAUGUGCUGCGACAAGUGCCCCAAGGUCUUCCACCAGUACUGCCACAUCCCCACCAUCGAGAAGCUGCCCGAGGAGACGGAGUCGUGGCAGUGCCUGCUGUGCGUGAGCCUGGCGGACGGCGGCGAGGCGGAGGGCGCGCUGGAGGGCCGCACGCGGCGCGUGGCCGAGCGCCUCACGCUGGAGCUGUACUGCCAGUACGAGCUGUCGCUGCCCUUCCGCGAGCCCGUGCCGCCGCACAACAAGCACUACCACCAGAAGAUCCAGCAGCCCAUGUGCCUGGACAUGAUCCGUCUGAAGCUGCAGCCGGGCGCGGAGGGCCGCUACACUCACAUCUCGCAGUUCGUGGCCGACGUGCGCCUGCUUUUCCGCAACGCUUACAGAUACAACCCGCCGGAGUCUCAAAUCUACAAGGACGCGAAGAGGCUGGAGGAGUUCUUCGACGCGCAGCUGGCUAAGUGGCUGCCCGACUACACGCACUGGAGUGGAGAGGGCCCGCCGCCCGCCAAGCGUGCGCGGGCCGACUGA
Melitaea cinxia (Glanville fritillary) is the source of this 2772-nucleotide messenger RNA. It is a transcript of the gene bon, whose product is annotated as transcription intermediary factor 1-alpha. Lineage: Eukaryota; Metazoa; Arthropoda; Insecta; Lepidoptera; Nymphalidae. Gene Ontology annotation, cellular component: nucleoplasm; chromatin. The transcript is spliced from 22 exons. Bases 1 to 2772 code for a protein of 923 amino acids. The record is from RefSeq and is a predicted model, not a curated record. Gene Ontology annotation, biological process: positive regulation of DNA-templated transcription. Gene Ontology annotation, molecular function: protein binding; ubiquitin-protein transferase activity; zinc ion binding.